AUGCUGUGUGACAGGAUUCGACAUCGUUUGCUCUGCUUUCUGUACGCGGCCGUGCUAAACAUCGAUACUCCGUCCGACCCCGUCAAGGUUCCAUGUGACAUCACAAAUUCUGUGCUGUUAUUCAGUCGUCCCUUCCGACUUCUCGGUAGUAGCGCCAAGUUAGUCAGUCAACAACUAGCUUCUGGACAUCAGGUGGUCUGCUUUGAUACCGUUCCGUGGCGAUUUGGUAAUUUUACGAUUUUAAAGACGCUAGCAUUUACGUUUGGUAGUCUACUGAUUGAAACACAAGUAUGGCCGAACAGUGUAUCCGGUCGCGCCUUGCACAUCCGGCAAUGUCUUUUCGUCUACGAAGCGACCGUCUGGAAGGACAAGUCGUGGUGCGUCCUUCUUGUUACGACAAGCUCCGCGACCAGACUAGCACAGAACCCGUUCGAAGACGAAGACGUUGGCGACGACGAGCAGGAGGUCAUGAAACGAGGCAUCUUGAAAAUGAGAAUCGGUAAACGCAACUUCGACCAACUACCACUAGAGGAUGUUGACAGUCGGGGAGGAGACUACUACCCAAAAGUGCCACUCUAUCCAGCAAGUGAUUACUUCGUUGGCUAUCGAAAACGCGGCGGAAUCCGACGAAUGCGAAUGGGCUGA
Molecule: messenger RNA, 645 nt
Organism: Mesocestoides corti
Lineage: Eukaryota; Metazoa; Platyhelminthes; Cestoda; Cyclophyllidea; Mesocestoididae
Source: the annotation of a GenBank genome assembly